Talpa occidentalis (Iberian mole) is the source of this 3694-nucleotide messenger RNA. RefSeq names its product calpain 7 (gene CAPN7). The record is from RefSeq and is a predicted model, not a curated record. NCBI's taxonomy places the organism in Eukaryota, Metazoa, Chordata, Mammalia, Eulipotyphla, Talpidae. Gene Ontology annotation, biological process: proteolysis. Gene Ontology annotation, molecular function: calcium-dependent cysteine-type endopeptidase activity. The transcript is spliced from 21 exons. The coding region runs from base 235 to 2676 and encodes 813 amino acids.
GGAGUGGGGCGGCCCCGCAGGCUGGGAGCCGGAGCGGCGCCGAGGGGGCGCGGCGAGGCGGCGGGCCCAGCGCGGAGCCGGCUCGCUCUCCCUCCUCAGCCGCCGAAAGUAAACUUUGCGGCUCCCCCCGCGGCGCCCCAGCGUCCUCGGCCCGGCCCCCGGGCGCGCCGCGGCCGGCCCGCAGCCCUCCUGAGCCCGGGCCUCGCGCCCGCCCCGGCGCAGGGCCUCGGCGCCAUGGACGCGACGGCGCUGGAGCGCGACGCGGUGCAGUUCGCCCGGCUGGCCGUGCAGCGCGACCACGAAGGCCGCUACUCCGAGGCGGUGUUUUACUACAAGGAAGCUGCACAAGCCUUAAUUUAUGCUGAGAUGGCAGGAUCAAGUCUAGAACAUGUUCAAGAAAAAAUAAAUGAGUAUUUGGAAAGAGUUCAAGCUUUACAUUCAGCAGUUCAAUCUAAGAGUACUGAUCCUUUGAAAUCAAAACAUCAGUUGGACUUAGAGCGUGCCCAUUUCCUCGUUACACAAGCUUUUGAUGAAGAUGAAAAAGGAAAUGUUGAAGAUGCUAUAGAAUUGUAUACAGAAGCCGUAGAUCUCUGUCUGAAAACUUCUUAUGACACUGCUGAUAAAACUCUGCAAAAUAAACUGAAACAGUUGGCUCGACAGGCACUAGAUAGAGCUGAAGCAUUGAGUGAGCCUUUAACAAAGCCAUUAUGCAAAAUCAAGACAACAAAUAUCAAGCCAAAGCCACCUCCAGCGAGAACACAUUUUCCACUAGGAACUAAUCCCUUCCUUGAAAAACCCCAGCCAUUUAUAAGUCCACAGUCAUGCGAUGCACAAGGACAGAGAUACACUGCAGAAGAAAUAGAAGUUCUAAGGACAACAUCAAAAAUAAAUGGUAUAGAAUAUGUUCCUUUCAUGAAUAUUGACCUGAGGGAACGUUUUGCUUAUCCAAUGCCUUUCUGUGAUAGAUGGGGCAAGCUGCCAUUAUCACCUAAACAAAAAGCUACAUUUUCCAAAUGGGUACGGCCAGAAGAUCUCACCAACAAUCCUACAAUGAUUUAUACUGUGUCCAGUUUUAGCAUAAAGCAGACAAUAGUAUCAGAUUGUUCCUUUGUGGCGUCACUGGCUAUCAGUGCAGCUUAUGAACGACGAUUUAAUAAGAAGUUGAUAACGAGCAUAAUUUACCCUCAGAAUAAGGAUGGUGAGCCAGAGUACAAUCCAUGUGGAAAGUAUAUGGUAAAACUGCACCUCAAUGGUGUUCCAAGAAAGGUGAUAAUUGACGACCAUUUACCUGUUGAUCAUAAAGGAGAAUUGCUCUGUUCCUAUUCUAACAACAAAAGUGAAUUAUGGGUUUCCCUCAUAGAAAAAGCAUAUAUGAAAGUCAUGGGAGGAUAUGAUUUCCCAGGAUCCAAUUCAAAUAUUGAUCUUCAUGCACUGACGGGAUGGAUACCAGAAAGGAUUGCCAUGCAUUCAGACAGCCAAACUUUCAGUAAAGAUAAUUCUUUCAGAAUGCUUUACCAAAGGUUUCACAAAGGGGACGUCCUUAUCACUGCAUCAACCGGAAUGAUGACUGAAGCUGAAGGAGAGAGAUGGGGUCUGGUCCCCACACAUGCAUAUGCUGUUUUGGAUAUUAGAGAGUUCAAGGGGCUGCGAUUUAUCCAGUUGAAAAAUCCUUGGAGUCAUUUACGGUGGAAAGGAAGAUACAGUGAGAAUGAUGUAAAAAACUGGACCCCAGAGUUGCAAAAAUAUUUAAACUUUGAUCCUCGAACAGCUCAGAAAAUAGACAAUGGAAUAUUCUGGAUUUCAUGGGAUGAUCUUUGCCAGUAUUAUGAUGUGAUAUAUUUGAGUUGGAAUCCAGGACUUUUUAAAGAAUCAACAUGUAUUCACAGUACUUGGGAUGCAAAGCAAGGACCUGUGAAAGAUGUCUAUAGCCUGGCCAACAACCCUCAGUACAAACUGGAGGUGCAGUGUCCACAGGGGGGUGCUGCAGUUUGGAUUUUACUUAGUAGACACAUAACUGAUAAGGAUGAUUUUGCAAAUAAUCGAGAAUUUAUCACAAUGGUUGUAUACAAGACUGAUGGGAAAAAAGUUUACUACCCAGCUGAUCCACCACCCUAUAUUGAUGGAAUUCGAAUUAACAGCCCUCAUUAUUUGACUAAGAUAAAGCUGACCACACCUGGGACCCACACCUUUACAUUAGUGGUUUCUCAGUAUGAGAAACAGAACACAAUCCAUUACACAGUCCGGGUAUAUUCGGCAUGCAGCUUUACUUUCUCAAAGAUUCCUUCACCAUACACCUUAUCAAAACAGAUUAAUGGAAAAUGGAGUGGUCAGAGUGCUGGAGGAUGUGGAAAUUUUCAAGAGACCCACAAAAAUAAUCCCAUCUACCAAUUCCAUGUAGAAAAGACUGGGCCAUUACUGAUUGAGCUGAGAGGACCAAGGCAAUACAGUGUUGGAUUUGAGAUUGUAACAGUUUCCAUGGUAGGCGAUCCUGGUCCCCAUGGUUUUCAGAGGAAAUCUAGUGGUGACUAUAGGUGUGGGUUUUGCUACCUGGAAUUAGAAAAUAUACCUGCUGGGAUCUACAAUAUCAUUCCCAGUACAUUUUUGCCUAAACAAGAAGGACCUUUUUUCUUGGACUUUAAUAGUGUUAUCCCCAUCAAGACAACACAGCUUCAGUGAUGGAGAAAUCUCAGUAAUUACUGGAUUUUACCCUUACCAAACAUCCAUGCUUCAGAUGAAGUCACAGAUUAUCAAGACCCUACAUACAACAAUCAAGAGAAAUCUCUGAAAACAUUACAGUGGAAUCUGGUAAUCAAAUCAGGGUGUUUAGUGAGAAUUUUAUAGUCAACUAGAAUUACCUAAGUCACCCAGAAGUACAAUUUACAUGGUUUUGUGUAUAUAUGGAGUUGCCUUGCAUUGUCUGAAAUAUUUGACUCAGAUUAAAUAUUUGACUCGGUUAGCAUUGUGAGAUGUUUUGCUAAGAGGGAACUGAGACCAGAUAAAGAAAAGGAGGGACAUACAGACUCAUUGAGUGAACGGUAGGCUCAUGUAAUACUGAAAUAUCUUCAUUAUGUUUGUCUUUCUGGCAGAGCAUGUUGUAAGUUAAACCUGCUUGUGUUGUGACUGUACAUCUUGGGCAGCUAAUUACCAAAUGAAUCAUGUCUCCAUUACAUUUUCAUUCUGCGUUACUUAUGACUUUAAAUGUUUAUUGUUACCCAGAUGUUAUGAAAGAAUAAGCUUUAAGAAAUGAUUAACUUAGCAUGAAGAUGCUCCUGGUCAAGAAUGAGAGUUUUGCAAGGAAGAUACCUUCUUCCAUUGACCAUAAUAUAAAGAGAACAGAUAUAUUCACUAUUGCAUUUUUUAUCAGGUUGAUGAAAAUAGUAAUCAGAUAUUGAAGACUCUACAAACUAAAUUGUAAUGUCUUUUGAGUUGCUCUACAGUUCAGUGCUUUUAUAGAAACAGCACUCUAAAUUCAGAAAUGGAAUUGAGAACUUAUUAUAUGGUAAUUGGGAUUGUAUUCAGAAAAUAUACCAAAUUUACUGUCAUGUGAAUUCCCAGUUUACAUCAAAACCCCUCAGAAUAGAAUUAUGCUCAAGAUUUUAAAGAUUUAAAAAUAAGGGGAAUUUUUCAUUGUCUCUACUUUAUAAUUAUUUUGUAUUUCUACUACCUUUAAUUGAAAUAAAAUGUUUAUACUUAC